Molecule: messenger RNA, 2760 nt
Organism: Gadus macrocephalus (Pacific cod)
Lineage: Eukaryota; Metazoa; Chordata; Actinopteri; Gadiformes; Gadidae
Product: ras association domain-containing protein 8-like
Exons: 6
Coding region: 882-2234 (450 amino acids)
Biological process (GO): signal transduction
Source: RefSeq, a predicted model, not a curated record
UAUUCCAACAACAUUUUUUCAGUGGCCUGAGGUUACAGGGUGUGGCAGGGUGGGCGUGGCUGUGCCUGGUCUUGUGGCUAAGUUACGAGUCUCCUCGGAUAAGGACAGGGUGGGUCUGUGUGCGUGCUGGGAUUGGCCGACAUGUGUGUGUGUCGUUUGUGUCUCUUUUAUGAGGCUGUCACUGCCCCAAGACGCUCACUAUUCUCCUCCGUCUUCCGUGUGUGCUCCUAAAUCUCUGAGUGAAGUGAGGGAAAAGGCUGACUGACAGUUUAAAAGCUUCUACAAACACACCGGGCGGACUUCUCUUGUGGGUCUCCUGCACAACACUCCCAACGUCGGACGUCUCCAGGGCUACGGUUCAGCGGCCCGUGCGCCCUCUCGCGUAGCGAUUGUUUGUUGUGGCGUCAGGACGGCGGUGUGAGACUGAACCGAACGGGACGCUAGGCUCCAGGGCGGGCGGGUCCGGGGCGGACAUCGGCGUGCAGGCCUCACCGCUGUUGUGCUGCCUCGGUGAGCGUCGCCGGCGGCAACCUGAGAGCCGCGCCGCGCCGUGCGUGUCGGUUUCCUGUUGCUGCCGUUAUCGCGUUUCACAGACCGGGCUGAGCCAACCACAGGGCAUCAUGGGAAAGCAGCGAUGAUGUUUAUCGGAAUGGAGGUGCUUUGCAUGUUUUGUGGCGCGCGUUGAGGACCGUGUGACAGGACGGCACCGACUGCUGAUUGUCAUGUAGCCCAGAUAUGACAACUACUAGCGCUCACUCACAGGCAUCCAGCAGAGUGGAGCCGGACCCAACCACACGGAGCCGAGUUGACCCCUGACCCCUGACCCGUGACCCCUGACUGAGCCCCCCCCCCCCCCCCCCCCACAGCUCCCCCGGUGUCCGAUGGAGCUGAAGGUCUGGGUGGACGGGGUGGUCCGGGUGGUCUGCGGGCUAUCGGAGGAGACCUCCUGCCAGGAUGUGGUCAUCGCUUUAGCCCAGGCCAUCGGUCAGACGGGCCGCUACGUCCUGAUCCAGCGUCUACGGGACACCGAGAGGCAGCUGCUGGCCACGGACCGGCCCCUGGAGUCCCUGUCCAAGCUGGGCCAGCAUGGCAACGAGGUCCAGUUCUUCCUGCGGCGCACCGGCCCCAGCAGCGACAGCCCCGCCUCCAAACAGGACCUCUCGCCCUCCCCCUUCGCCCUGCCCCACCACUCGGAGCCCGAGCGCCUCAAACACAACCAGCCCAAGAAGUCCCUCACGUUCAACCUGGGUCCAUCCACCUCCCCGAAGACCAAGGCCCCCCAGACCCGGAGGUCCCCGCGGGACUCCCCGGAGCAGAGAGCCUCCCCGGCCCCUUCCCCCAGUCCCCUCUCGCCCUCGCCCUCGCCCCCCGUGGGGGUCUCCAAAGACGAGGUCUUCCGGCAGGUUCUGAAGCAGCAGGAGCGGCUGAGGGCCACGGAGGCCCAGCUGGAGGCCCUGGAGCGGGAGGCCCGGCCCUGGGAGUCCCCCCGGCAGUCGCCCUGCCCCUCGCCCGCCCUGGACCCCCACGCCCUGGAGGAGCUGGAGGUGCUGGAGCAGGCGGUGCGCCGCAACCAGGCGGAGCUGGCCCACGAGGACUUCUGGCAGGACGAGCUGCGGGCGGAGCUGGAGCAGGAGAAGGGCAUGAGGGCCCGGCUGGGCGAGCUCCACGCCAAAAUGGACGACUGCGGCCGCCGGCUCCACGGCAUCUCGGUGCGCUCGGCGCAGCUGGAGCAGGAGAUGGAGCGGGAGCGGAGGGAGGGCCAGGCCUGGGCCGACGGGAAGCAGCCCGAGGAGUCGAUAGUGGGGGUGAGGGCGGAGCUGCAGAGCCAGCAGAGGCAAGGGGCGGAGCUAGAGCAGCAGCUGACGGAGGGCCAGGCGGUGUUGGGCAAGGCGGAGUCACUGCUUCAGGCGAAGCAGGACGAGCUGGAGGAGCUGAACAAGGAGCUGCGGCAGUGUAACCUGCAGCAGUUCAUCCAGCAGACGGGGGUCCCCACCGCCCACGCCUACACCCGCACAGAGCUGCAAGAGCAGCUGGACCGGCUGGACCAGCUGGAGCUGGCCCAGCUCCUCACGGAGGAGUACAGGAACGGAGGCCAAGGUCUGCUCCCCAGCACAGACUCUCCGCCCCGGUCCACCGCCAAACAGUUCCUGGGUCAUCCCCGCAACCUGCAGAACCCUCUGGUGUCCAGUCUCAACCCCGAGGUCCUGGUAUCCAGGGAGCAGUCAUGGAGAUAAGCCAUGGACCCCCAGAUCUUCACGUUCAAUGCUCCAUCGACUCAUUUAAACCCCUUACCGUCUUACUGUUGUACGAUGACCUUGUUACCUUUACUACCAUCGUAAACAUACUGUAUAUUAUAUAUAUAUAUAUAUAUGUAUGCAAUUAUAUAUACAUGAUACAAAUAUAUAUAUACAGUAAUUUGCUACAGUGCACACUGAAAAAUACAUGUAUGAAAUGUUCAAAUAAUUUAGGACAACUUUAACCUACAGCAAUUAUUACUUUAUCUGUGUAUUUAAGUAUAAUAAAAAAAAAAACGUCAUUGUGUUCCUGAUAAAGUUUGUAUUUUUUUAUUGAUUAUUGUUACGCGGUUGUGACUGCAGGGGGCGCUAGACGGACACAUCCUCAGGAUAUAAAAACGAAAUAAUUAAAAUAAUCAUCACUAUCACAGAGGGAUGUAUCCACUACAGACCUACCCGAUAUUUGGUCAGGAAAAUGUAACAAUUUACAUCCCAAAGUCAUCUAAUAAACUCAGUCUUGUAAAUA